GGGGGCGGAGCGAGGGACGCGGCCCGUCCAAUCACGGCGCGGUCCGCAGCGCCCGCACCGAGCGGCCGGAGCGGGUCCGGGUCCGGGCGGCGGAACCGCGGCGCUGCCAUGGCCGCGGCCUGGCGGGACGUGCUGCGGGACGCGGCGGCCGUGCGGGAGGCGGCGGCGGUGGCGGUGGACGCGGCGCUGCUGGCGGGGGUGCUGAUGCGCACCGGGGAGCAGCCCAACGCCUCGGAUGUGGUGAAUUAUGCCCCCUUCACGCUGCUCCCGUCCGCAGUGCCACGGGCCUUGUUUGAACAAGCCUACACUGUCCAGCAGGAUUUUAACCUGCUGGUGGAUGCUGUCAGUCAAAACAAAGAAUUCCUGGAGCAAACUCUGGCCAGCACCAUCAAGGUAGACGACUUCACAGCUCGGCUCUUCAGAAUCUACACGCAGGUUUUGGAGGAAGGCCUGGCUCAGACUGUGUUUUUGGGCAUCAACCGCUCGGAUUACAUGUUUGACUGCGGGCUGGAUGGCACAGCAGCUCUGAGGCAGAUAGAAAUAAACACCAUUGCUGCCAGCUUCGGGGGGCUCACCUCCCGCACGGCCGACGUCCACAGGUUGGUGUUGCAAGUGCUGGGAAAGAGUGAGGAGGCAUCACAGCUGCUGCCCAACAACCCAGCGAGGGGGCUGGCCUUGGGAAUUGCCAAAGCCUGGGAGCUCUACGGGUCCCAAAGGGCUGUGGUGAUGUUUCUGGUGGAGGAAGUCCAGAGGAAUAUUUUUGAUCAGCGUUGUGUAGAAAAUGAGCUUUGGAACAGGAAUAUCCGAGUGGUGCGGAAGCGGUUCCGGGAUGUGUUUGAGCAGGGCUCCCUGGAUGCCAGCAGGAGGCUGUAUAUGGACGGCCAGGAGGUCGCAGUGGUGUAUUACAGAGAGGGCUACGUGCCCCAGAUCUACGACGAGCAGAACUGGGAGGCGCGGCUGCUGCUGGAGAGGUCCCGGGCAGUGAAGUGCCCCGACAUUGCCACGCAGCUGGCGGGCACGAAGAAGGUGCAGCAGGAGCUCAGCCGGCCGGGGACGCUGGAGAAGCUGCUGCCCGGCCACCCCGAGGCCAUCGCUCGGAUAAGAGCCACCUUUGCAGGACUCUACUCCCUGGAUGAGGGUGAAGAGGGUGACAGGAUAGCUGCCACAGCCAUCGCUAACCCCGACCGCUUCGUGCUGAAGCCUCAGCGUGAAGGUGGAGGGAACAACCUCUAUGGUGAAGAGCUCAGGGAGGUUCUGGAGAAGAUCAAAGACAGCCCUGAGAGAACCUCCUACAUCUUGAUGGAUAAGAUCAAACCUCAGCCAGCACUGAAUUACCUGCUGAGGGCUCACAGUCCCCUCCGAGUGUCCGAGUGCAUCUCCGAGCUCGGGAUCUUUGGUGUCUAUGUCAGGCAGGGCCGGGAGCUGGUGCUGAACCAGGCUGCCGGGCACCUGCUGCGCACCAAGGCCAUCGAGCACGCGGACGGCGGCGUGGCAGCGGGGGUGGCCGUGCUGGACACGCCCUACCUGGUGUGAGGAGCCACAGCCCCACCCUCCUCUCUCUGCUGCCUCAAGAGCUGAUCUGCCCCGGGGAUUUCUCCUUAGGGUGCUUGCCAAGUUCGACUGCCUCCCUCCCAGGCUGUGAGGAGGGACUGUGCCAUGCAGCUGCUCAGAGGUCCUGGGUGCCAGCCCCAGCUUCUUCUGGUGAUUCCCCCUCCAGGAAGGAUUCCCUUGCUCUGCCUGCUCAGGGGGCCCUGCCCUGGGCCCAGCCCAGCUGUGACUCCCAGAAAUGCAGGGUUCUGAAUGUUCCCUUGGGGCCUGGCCUGGGGGCAGGGGGAUGCAGAGCAAGGGUCAAGGUGCCACUACAGGCCUUUGUGCUGCUCCCACUUCUGAGCUCCUUAUGCUGCGUGAUUUCUGGAGACAUACACAGCCUAAGGAAUGAGAGGAGAAAGGUGGAUGGGCAAAUAUCAGCCUUUAUCUUCCUCCAGUGCCUCAGUGCUCUCCAACUUAAAGAGGAGAGCCCAGCUUCAUUCACCAUGGCCCCUCCAGCCCUCCUUCCCAUGCUGCUGCUGUCCUGAUUUCUGUUUUCCUCUGUACCUGAGGAUCCUCAGGGUUCCUGCACCAGGCACAGCUGCCCUGGGUAAUUUGUCCGAGGGCCUCUUGCUUUUGCUUUGCCCAACUCCUGUUUCAUGGGACUGGGUGCCUCUGUGCCACACAGGGCAGGCAGCAGUGCAGGCUCCAGGGCAGGCUCCCGCUGCCUCCUGCAGCCCUGUCCAACAGAUCUCCACAGGCUGGUGGAAGAAUCCCUCAGAGAUGGAGGCAGCUCCCAAGGCAGCAGAGAAUUGGAGCCUUGUGUGUGUUGAUAAAUCCCAAAGCACACUGGGUUUGGGCCAGUGCAUCCCACUGCAAAUCAAACCCUGAGCAUCUUCCCAGCAGGGAGCCCCAGGCUUGGGAAUGCUCCUGCCGAGCCUGGGAGCUCUGUAGUGAGGAAGCCAAGGAAGUGCUGGGCAGCACAGCCCCAGCUCCCAGCACCUUACUGUGGGACCAGCACCAGCAGAGGGGGAGAUACGGCUCCCUCCAGGUUUUAUGGAUCAGUGGGAACAGCACAGCAGUGGAGGAGUGUGGGCUCUCCUGCUCAAGGUCUUCUGCCUCUUCCUCCAGCCCCUUUUCCUCCUCAGCCCUAAAAGCUGCACCUUUCUGGCAGCGAAGAGCCCAGGCAGCCUCAGCCCAGCCCUGUCAGUCACACAGAACCAGCUCAGAGGCAGAAUUGCUGCAGAAUGGAUGUGCUGAGUGGCAGAACCAGCACAAAGGCAGAAUUCCUGCAGAGAGGAUGUGCUGAGUGACAGAAGCAGCACAAAGGCAGAAUUCCUGCAGACUGGGUGUGCUGAGUGACAGCCCUGCUGGCUCUGCUGCUGCGGCAUCAAUCACCAAUCGGUCACCUGGGAAACUGCUCCAUUCUCCAGGUGUGACUGAAACUGGGCUUCCUGGGUGUUUUGUUGGGGGACUGAUUACCCCAAGCCAGAGAUUAAAAGGAAUGUGCAAUCUGA
Messenger RNA from Motacilla alba alba, 3044 nucleotides. It is a transcript of the gene GSS, whose product is annotated as glutathione synthetase. Gene Ontology annotation, cellular component: cytosol. The coding region runs from base 109 to 1533 and encodes 474 amino acids. Gene Ontology annotation, biological process: glutathione biosynthetic process. Lineage: Eukaryota; Metazoa; Chordata; Aves; Passeriformes; Motacillidae. Gene Ontology annotation, molecular function: ATP binding; glutathione synthase activity; glutathione binding. The transcript has 13 exons. The record is from RefSeq and is a predicted model, not a curated record.